Rotaria sp. Silwood2 is the source of this 2304-nucleotide messenger RNA. The record is from the annotation of a GenBank genome assembly. NCBI's taxonomy places the organism in Eukaryota, Metazoa, Rotifera, Eurotatoria, Philodinida, Philodinidae.
AUGGAUUUCGUUUCUUAUCUUGUAUUCUUAUGUUUUUUUACAUUGGCUGUUAUGUGGCCAUCAUGUGGAAAUUUAUUGUUGGAUAUCUUAGUUUGGUUUUGGGCAGCAUCAAUUACUAUUGAAACUACAUGUGUUACUUGUGAAAAAUAUUAUAGUAAAACUAGUUUCCCUGUAAAACCUGUUCUAUUAGAUAUUAGUAUACAAACUAUAUUUCUGGCACUUUUUCUUGGUGUUAGAAUAGUUGGUUUAUGGAAUUUUGGAACUUGUCAAAUUUUAACAGCCAAAGCUAUCUUAAGUGUUGGAUUACUUUAUUAUUAUUAUCGAUUAUUAUUUAUUUAUUUACCGAUAAGUCCAACACUUGGUCCUCUAAUGAUUCGACUUCGAUAUAUGGUCAUAGAUGAUUUUUUUAAAUUUUUACAACUAUUUAUGAUAUUUAUGAUAUCAUCUGGUGUUGCAAUAACGGCUGUACUUUAUCCACAUCAUCCAUUUAAUUUAAAUUUAUUUUCAAACGCUAUUAUAUUUCGUGGUUUAAUGGCAUUAUUUUCUGGUGACAUGAAUGAUUUAAAACAUUCACGUGAACCAUGUUCAAUAAAUGCAACAACUCAGGCAGAAAGACAAUAUGCUUGUCUCGGAUUAUCUCAUGGCUCUUCAUUUAAAUGUAAGAAUAAUGUCUUAUUUUGUUUUAAUAGAAAACAGGUUUUCAUUCAAGAUGACAAUCCCUAUGCAUAUAAACGUUAUGGAAUAUCAUCAACAAAUUGCAAUCAAAUAUCAUGGAUAGCAUGGUUUUUACUUAUAGAAUAUUUCUUUUUAUCUAAACGUUUUCUUACAUCACUUUUAACAGCGAUGUUCGGUUUAACUGGAGCUAGAGUACAAAAUCAAUCUCAACAAAUUUGGUUACAUAACCGAUAUAAAAUUCUCUUGGAAUAUAUUACACGACGAUCUUUACCUCCACCUUUUGUUAUUAUUUCUUAUAUUGUAACAACUAAUGAUGAUAGUGAUUUUGACACAAACAAAUUCAAAGAUAUGUCAUCUAAAACAAUCCAACAUCGUUCAUUAUGUGAACGUUUACUUAGUUGUAAACCAUGUCUAAGCGUUAUAAAAGAGAACGAAAAUAAAAUUAAUGAAAAUAAAACUAACGAGGAAAAUAUUGACGAGAAUAUAUAUUGGCAACGUAAAGCUACAGAAUUUUAUGCUAAAAAACAAGAAGUUGACAAAGUACAAGACAAACUUGAUAGUUUAUCCAAUAUUACAACCAAUAUGCAAAAAAAUAUUGAUGGCCUACGUAAAUCAUUACGAAACAUCACUAAUCGUGUUGUUACAUCAGAAAAAUUAUUGAUUGAUUCUCAAAUAUUACUUGAAAAAAUUCAUACAAUAAUUAUACAAGAAGAUAGAUCAUUACCUAUAUAUCAAAAAUUUAUUCAUACAUUAUCAAGGGAAUCACCAUAUAUUUAUACAAAUGAAGCACGAUUUCCAAUUACAGAAAAACAGAUUCCUUGGAAGGUAUCAUUGGAUUCAUAUGAUCCAACAAUGAUUUCAUUAUCAAAAGAAUGUGAUUGUUUUCAAGACAGUGAACGACCAUUUGUUGAACCCGAUUUAACUAUCGAAUCAGCAGUGAUCACAGUAUCUGAUGAUACUACUCGAUUAUCAGAUUAUAAAUGGAAUCAAGUUGUUGAAUCACAAUUACCUAAUGGAACAAAGAUUAUAAUUGAUCGAACAACUUGGAUUGAAACUUCAGAAGAUCAAACACCAUCAGUCUAUUUAUUAGAUAAUCAAUUAUCAGUACCUUUAAAUCCUAUGGGCCGUACAGGUGUAGGUGGUCAUGGUGCACUAAUUCGCUGGGGACCAAAUAAAUCUAUUAUAGCUGUAAUAACACGAUGGAAAAAACAUCGAGAUCAAUAUGUUGUUAAUAAUGGACAAAGAGUUUUAGAAACAUUAGUAUUUAAAGAUAAAUAUACAAAUGAUUGGAAAUUAUCUGCAGCAAAUAUUUUAGGUGUUGAAUCUCGUUAUGGUUCGAUAUGUCGUAGAUUUCAUGAACUUGCUUUUCAAAAUAAUUUUAAUUUUGAAUAUAUUUCAUCAUUUCAAGAAAGUGAUAUGAUUGAACAUUUUAAAUCAUUUACUCAUGUGUCUACUGAUACUUUUGAAUCAACUGAAUUCGAAUCCCAUAUGGUUUAUCGAGGAUACAUUGAUGAUCUACGCAAUACAGAUAAUGCUUGGAUCGAAGCAGAAAUAUGGAAUUUUCAUUACAAUUCAGACAUAAUAUUUCUUAAUUUACGUCAAGACGUAUGUUUAUUAUUUUUAAUCUAA